Xenopus tropicalis (tropical clawed frog) is the source of this 3660-nucleotide messenger RNA. RefSeq names its product zinc finger SWIM-type containing 9 gene 1 (gene zswim9). Gene Ontology annotation, molecular function: zinc ion binding. NCBI's taxonomy places the organism in Eukaryota, Metazoa, Chordata, Amphibia, Anura, Pipidae. The transcript has 4 exons. Bases 722 to 2536 code for a protein of 604 amino acids. The record is from RefSeq and is a predicted model, not a curated record.
AAAGUCGCAAAAUUUUCUUUCCAAUCCGAUUUUUUUCCCAUUCGGAUUUGUGAAUUAGUAAAUGUGCCCCCUAAUGUCACGUAACAUAUUGUCUCCAGCAGUGGAUUCCAUUAAGCACUGAGCUAUUUUUUGUUACAUAGGUUGCAUGUGGGUUAUUCCAUUUACACUAUAACAGAUGAGGUUGAGCAGUAGGUUGACUUAACCCCGUUAGCGACUGUACAACUCUAUAAAGAGCUCAAGACCAAACAAUCUGAAUAAUGGUGCUAUUUAAAUAAAGAGUAAUAUGUAUAUCUGUGUGAAUGAACUCUGUCAGAGUACUGUGUGGUUAAAAAAUUCCAAGUGGGUUGAGGAUUUGUAGUCAACCUACUACAAAAAGCAACAUUUUAUGCAAAAUCUGUCAAAAAAGGGAGAGAAGGUACAAGCUAUUUUUAAAUGGAAAGCCAAGGUUGAAUCUGCACUAAAUAAAGAGGACUGAGGUAAUAAAUUGGGAAAAUAUGUGAGGACUACUUGGAAGGCAGUGCAUACCCCUGACUUACCAGCAAUGCAAAAGAAGUGUAAAACAUGAGUUGCCAUGGAAGUGAUGCCAGCAGCCAUGUGGGACACAGAGGAAAGCUGGAAGUAAACACCAAGGAACAGACAUACCGGCAGAGGGUGCCAUUUCUAGAUGUCAGCAUGGGAUUGAGCCUUCCAGCAGUGGGUCAGAAGCUCCACUAGUGACUACAUGCUCAGUAGCAGCAAAGAAAGAAAAGACACCAAACUUGAAAAUGAAAAUCCAAAAGCAUGCAAACAUGGACAGCAGUGCCAAGAUGUGUGGUUAUUAAACAUUCCAGAUCCCUCACUGACGAAUGGAAGUUGUGACCUGUCAAAGAAAGAAACAGAAAGCAAAACAUGUAAGUCUGAUGGUGCAAUGGAUAAAGCAGACCUGCUGGGGAAGGAGUUCUUCUCUUGGGAGGAGUUCAGCAAUUUUUUCGACGCUUGGUGUGAACAAACAAAUGGCCUUUUUUAUAUUAAAAACUUUAUACUUUUAAGUAAAUCAAAAUUUGGCUCUGACCCAGUUGAUCCUCAAGCAGUCGAAACUCUAAAAUAUAGUUCUGUCCGUCUCGGCUGCAAGAACAUCAAGAGAAUGAAAGGCAUUGGAACAUACAAGGUAAAAAAAGAAGAUAACGGCUCAGAAGAAUGGCAACCAAAGCAUCAUCGGAGUUGUGGAGCCUAUAUCCUCUUAAAGCUAAGUCACGGAAGGAACAGCCUUGUCGUCAUUGAGUGCCAACUGACUCACAGUCACGAGUUGUGCCCUGUGGCAUUUAAAUACUACUUUAAAAAGGGGUACCUGCUUGCCAAUGCAUGUCUGCCUGUUCGGAGUACUAAUGAAAUCUCUAAGCAGUUUGUUAGUGCUCAGGAUAUUAAACGCCUCUUAUCUUAUUGCAAAGGCCCUGACCAUGGUGUCAUGGACACAUUGAAUGCACUAGAUUACCUUUUCCAAAACGAUUCAGGUGCCAAGGUAAAGCUGGUGUUUGUGGAAAACAAAGUUAUUGUGAAGACAGUAUUUAUCGUUACUUCCUUCAUGGCGUCCUUAUGCCGGCGCUUCCCCAUCUUAUUAUUUUUUGACAGAAUUAUGAGUUUUAAUGAAGAAUACGACCUUUACUGUUUCUUCUGUGUAGAUGCAAACUCCAAAGGAAGGGAUUGUGCCUACGUGCUUACCCAAAAAGGGACUGCCAACCUGCGCUUUGCCCUUGUUUCACUUGUUCAGACCAUACCAGAAAUUAAGUUUCGUGUCCGAUGUGUCAUCCUUGGUUUGGAUAUCAACGAGAAGAAAGUGGUUAAGGAAAUAUUUCCUAAUGCUCAGCCUCGGCUGAUACGUCUGCAGGUUCUGCAAAAGCUCUGCAACAAAGCUGUGGAACUGGGGGCUGAAGAAGAAAAAGUAAAGCCCUUGCUCAGCGAUAUGGCUUCUUCAACUUCCUUGGAAAAAUACUUUCAGGCUGUAAAGGAUAUGGAUCUUUAUUUUACAAGUGAAUUUAUUGAAUAUUUUCUGGAUGAGUGGCAUGACUACUAUGAAUUGUGGGUUGAUAUCUGGGGUUAUAAAACCACACACAUAGACCCCACCACACUGCUCUCUCAUCGUAAGGAGGUGAUUACAGCUGCCGUGUCUGAUAAUGCUUCAGUGGCUGAUUGCAUACUACGUCUCAUGGUGCUGGAAACAUUAAAACAGAGUUUCCAAAAUGAGGAUGAUGUAGCCAUUGGCUACUACUCUGUGUGUAGCCCCGACAAUGCAAGUUUGAUUGAGGAGGAGCUGGGAUUCUCCAGGCAUGGUUCCUAUCAUAUUAAGGACACCUCUGGCGGUUUCUUGCUUAGUGAUGGUGUGUCUGAAUUUUUCAUGGACAGGGAACUAGUGACUUGCAGUUGCACCAUUCACAGUUCAAGUUUGCUUCCCUGUAGACAUUUGUUCGCAGCUCGUUUCAGAAACGGAGAGGCACUUUUUGAUUUAAAACUGCUGGAGAAACACAAAGAUGCCUGUACCAAAGCAAGUGCAAUCAAAUAGACUCUAUAGGGCUUACUUACUAACAUAGAUGCUAAAUUACAUGACGCAGUUGCCAAUAGCAAGCAGUCCGCAAUUUGUACAAUAUACUUCAAAUUGGAAAAUGCAAGCCACAAUCUGAUUGGUUGCUAGGAGUAACUGUGUUGGUGUAGUUUAGCACAUAUGUCCAGAAAUCAGACCCAAUAUAGAUUCUCAGUAAAGAACAUGGUUAGAGGGGGAACUAAAACCCCUAAACAAACAUUGCACCAUUCUGUAGUGUUAAAACAUAAGCCUAAUGUUAUGUUGAUCAGUUUUUUGUUUUUUUUAUUACGUUGCCUGUUUGCAUUUUAAGAUAUUCCAAUUUAGUGCUAUCCAGAAUGCUUGGGACCUGGAGUUUUCCAGAUUACAGGUUUUUCCGUUAUUUGGAUUUCCAUAAUUUAAUUCUACUUGUUUUUCCUCCAAUAAGGAUUCAUUAUAUCUUAAUUGGGAUCAAGUACAAGGUACUGUUUUAUUAUUACAGAGAAAAAGGAAAUACUUUCAAAAAUGAUAAUGAAUUGAUUAAAAUGGUGUCCAUUAAAGGGACAAUUGUGUGAGGACUUGUUAAGAGAUUAUAUAAAACCUACUAUAAAAGUAUAAAUGUUCUCAAUCCUUUUAUAGAUGAUUUAUUUGUCAGAAUUAAAAAAUGAUGGAGUUCCUACUUCCCUAGCCAUAAGCAUAUAAAGACACAAACCUAAAGGGCACUCAUGCAGGGAGUUGAGACAAGUGACUUCACUAAAUGCUCUGUGUAUGGAUUUGUUUACUGGCAGUUCCUGGCUUUUUAGGUAUUCUAACUUUAAUUCAUUUUUCAUUAAAUAUAUGCUUCUUAAAAGCUGUCAAAGCUAAUGAAUCUGUGCCUUUAAGUGAAAUGUAUUUAUAAUGCAAUAUAACUUUUCUUUUACUGGCCGACCUAAAAAGCAUAUUGUAUUUUCUGAACAGAGCUUGGCUAUGUAUAUUUAAAUAGAGCAUCAGGCAUAUGAUGAAUAACAGUCAUGGUAUGUGACUAGAAACAGGGACAUGUAUUACAUGUGUGGGAUUUGUAAUGCAGAUCUAGUGGAAUGGGGUGGUAUGCCAAAGUGCAAACAUUCUGCUUAAUAAAAUGUAAAAUCUAA